This is a messenger RNA of Nanorana parkeri, 1319 nucleotides long. It is a transcript of the gene GABRR3, whose product is annotated as gamma-aminobutyric acid type A receptor rho3 subunit. Bases 33 to 1319 code for a protein of 428 amino acids. Gene Ontology annotation, biological process: signal transduction; nervous system process; regulation of membrane potential. The record is from RefSeq and is a predicted model, not a curated record. Gene Ontology annotation, cellular component: membrane; GABA-A receptor complex; neuron projection. The transcript is spliced from 9 exons. Gene Ontology annotation, molecular function: extracellular ligand-gated monoatomic ion channel activity; neurotransmitter receptor activity; GABA-A receptor activity. Lineage: Eukaryota; Metazoa; Chordata; Amphibia; Anura; Dicroglossidae.
UACAGGAGAAAGAGGACAUUCACCCAGUGCCCAUGAGAGACAGCCGCAAGAAUACUAGUAAAAUGAAGAGAAUAGACGGCACUAAAGUUCGCCAGGUCAAAUCAGAGCAGCUUUUGCGCAUAGAUGACCAUGAUUUUGCGAUGAGACCUGGAUUUGGAGGCUCAGCGAUUCCCGUUGGCAUUGAUGUACAGAUAGAAAGCAUAGACAGCAUUUCAGAAGUGGAUAUGGAUUUUACAAUGACCUUAUACCUCAGACAUUACUGGAAAGAUGAAAGGCUGUCUUUCCAGAGUACCAACAACAGAAGCAUGACAUUUGAUGGAAGACUAAUCAAAAAGAUUUGGGUGCCAGAUGUAUUUUUUGUCCAUUCCAAAAGAUCAUUUAUACAUGAUACCACGAUGGAAAACAUCAUGCUGCGUGUAUAUCCAGAUGGGAAUGUGCUAUUCAGCCUAAGGAUAACGGUCUCUGCUAUGUGCUUCAUGGAUUUCAGCAGAUUUCCUCUAGACACACAGAACUGCUCCUUGGAACUGGAAAGUUAUGCUUACAAUGAAGAUGACCUAAUGCUUUAUUGGAAGCAUGGAAACGAGUCUCUGAAAACUGAUGAACACAUCUCAUUGUCCCAGUUUUUCAUUGAAGAGUUCAGUGCUUCUAGUGGACUGGCACUAUACAGCAGCACAGGCUGGUACAAUAGACUUUUCAUCAACUUCAUCCUAAGACGGCACAUUUUCUUCUUUGUGCUUCAGUCCUACUUCCCAGCAAUGCUGAUGGUGAUGCUAUCUUGGGUGUCUUUCUGGAUAGACAGAAGAGCUGUACCAGCCAGAGUAUCUCUAGGUAUCACCACCGUACUGACCAUGUCCACCAUCAUCACGGGAGUGAGUGCCUCAAUGCCUCAGGUGUCUUACAUUAAAGCUGUAGACAUCUAUUUGUGGAUCAGUUUCCUAUUUGUGUUCCUGUCUGUUAUUGAGUAUGCUGCUGUCAAUUACCUGACCACUGUGGAGGAACGGAAACAGCUCAAGAGGAGAGGGAAGUCGUCAACAACCCUGAACUUAGAGGCAGUGCAGGCCAUGGCGUUUGAUGGCUGCUACCACGACAGUGAUGCCGACCUGAACUAUUCUGUGUAUUCUGAGGAGAGCUCAUCCCGCGGCCGGGCUGCCAGUGUGGCUACUCUGGAUGCAGCACGUGUGAAAAGGAAGAAAUCCAUUAAAGGGAAUGUUGGCAGAAUAAUCCUUGAGAACAAUCAUGCCAUUGACACAUAUUCGAGGAUCAUCUUUCCCAUUGUCUAUAUUUUAUUUAACUUUUUCUACUGGGGCAUGUACUUAUGA